Messenger RNA from Andrographis paniculata, 2450 nucleotides. RefSeq names its product acylamino-acid-releasing enzyme. The transcript has 18 exons. The coding region runs from base 14 to 2182 and encodes 722 amino acids. The record is from RefSeq and is a predicted model, not a curated record. Gene Ontology annotation, biological process: proteolysis. Lineage: Eukaryota; Viridiplantae; Streptophyta; Magnoliopsida; Lamiales; Acanthaceae. Gene Ontology annotation, molecular function: serine-type peptidase activity.
CCGAUAAAGGGAAAUGAUAUGGGAAAUGGCAUAUUCUGCCGCCGUCUUGCUCACUCGUCACUGCCACUUCCCUUCCAAUCUCAUUCCCAUUUCCUAUUUGCAACUCUCUAGAUUUCGAAAACCAGAUUACUUCCGCUGCCGAAGCCAAUUUGGGACUGUGCUUAUGUCUUCUUCGGCUUCAGAAACUAAGGAUACUGCUCCUUAUGGUUCUUGGAAGUCUCCGAUCACUGCAGAUGUUGUUUCCGGCUCAGAUAAGCGGCUCGGCGGCUUCGCAGCCGAUUCUUUAGGACGCCUAUUUUGGCUGGAAUCACGGCCGACGGAAUCUGGAAGAAAUGUUCUGGUAGGACAAGCUGAUAGUGAGGGGUCCAAACCAGCUGAUAUUACACCUAAAGAUUUUGCAGUGAGGACUGUAACACAAGAGUACGGAGGCGGAGCCUUCUGUAUAUUUGGAGAUUCUGUUGUCUUCUCAAAUUACAAGGAUCAAAGACUAUACAAGCAAUCAGUUUCAUCUAAUGAUUCAGUUCCUGUGCCACUCACACCAGACUAUGGUGGACCACUUGUGUGCUAUGCUGACGGAGUCUUUGAUUCUCGGUUUAAUCGGUUCCUGACUGUAAGAGAAGAUCGUCGUGAAAGCAGUACCAAUGCCACCACAACAAUUGUUUCCGUUGAUUUAGGCAACCCCAUAAAAGAACCUGAAAUAUUAGUUGAGGGAAGCGACUUUUAUGCAUUUCCGCGGAUUGACCACAAAGGAGAACGAGUGGCUUGGAUUGAAUGGCAUCAUCCGAACAUGCCAUGGGACAGAUCUGAACUAUGGGUUGGCUAUUUAUCUGAGAAUGGAGACAUCAAGAAACGCAUCUGUGUUGCUGGUGGUGAUGUGUCCAUUGUCGAAUCACCAACUGAGCCUAAGUGGGCGCCUGAUGGGGAACUUUUCUUCAUCACUGAUAGAAAAAGUGGGUUUUGGAAUAUUUACAGAUGGGUGGAAUCAACAAAUGAAGUAUUGCCCGUUUAUGCAUUAAAUGCUGAGUUUACAAGACCAUUAUGGGUUUUUGGCUUGAACUCAUAUGAAUUUCUUCAAAGUUCUCAUAAGAAUCUAAUCGCUUGCAGCUACAGGAAGAAUGGAAGGUCAUAUCUAGGAAUUGUUGAUGUUGGGGAGAGCAAACUAACACCAAUUGACAUUCCUUUCACAGAUCUUAAUAACAUUACGUCAGGGCUCAACUGCUUGUAUGUUGAAGGAGCAUCUGCAAUUCAUCCUUCAUCAAUAGCCAAGGUGGUUUUAGAUGAUCAGAACUCAAAAGUAGUUGAUUGCUCUAUUAUGUGGUCGUCUUCUACUAUAAGUCCAUCAUACAAACCAUACAUAAGCUCACCGGAGCUUAUAGAAUUCCCUACAGAAGUUCCAGGGCAAAAUGCAUAUGCAUACUUUUACCCUCCCACAAACCCUCUAUUUCAAGCCAAUCCAGAUGAGAAGCCUCCUCUUCUGUUAAAGAGUCAUGGAGGCCCUACUGCUGAGAGCCGUGGUAUUUUAAAUCUAAACAUCCAAUACUGGACGAGUCGCGGGUGGGCUUUUGUUGAUGUUAACUAUGGUGGCAGCACUGGUUAUGGCCGUGAGUAUCGCAACAGGCUGAUCAAAAAGUGGGGAAUAGUUGAUGUUGAUGACUGCUGCAGCUGUGCCAAGUUUUUGGUUAACAGUGGGAAAGCUGACAGUGAAAGGUUAUGCAUCACGGGGGGUUCUGCCGGUGGAUACACAACCCUGGCUGCACUUGCAUUCAGAGAUGUAUUCAAAGCCGGCGCAUCCUUAUAUGGAGUGGCUGACUUGGCAUCGUUGAGAGCAGAAACUCACAAGUUUGAAUCUCACUACCUUGACAACCUUGUUGGAGAUGAUGUUGCCUAUGCUGAGAGAUCACCUAUCAAUUCUGUGGAUAAGUUUUCUUGCCCCAUAAUACUCUUCCAAGGGUUGGAGGACAAGGUAGUUCCACCCGAUCAAGCACGCACAAUUUAUCAAGCAUUGAAGCGUAAGGGCUUGCCUGUCGCUCUCGUAGAAUAUGAAGGAGAACAGCAUGGUUUUCGCAAGGCUGAGAAUAUCAAAUUCACCCUCGAACAAGAGAUGGUGUUCUUUGCACGACUGGUCGGGCACUUCAGAGUCGCGGAUAAUAUCACCCCCAUUAAGAUCGACAACUUUGACUGAAACUGAAUCUCUGAUCUUGAUCCAAGCUGCCUCAAAGUUGCUGAUUCCUCGUAGGACUGGUGUCGGAGAGAUUGCUCACUCUUGGUAAGGCUGGUCAGAUAUACUGUUGCUUGGUAGUUUAUGGAUACACUCCAGCCAUGAACUUCUAAUGAUUAGAAAAGCUCAUUGGUGCUGUUUUCUGUUUUCAACAUCCCAAAAAUAAUGUCUUCAUGAUUCAAGUAAGAACCUAUACUUUUUUGCGAUUCUAACAUGAAGACAUUCCGGUAAA